UUCUUGGUGACCAUGGGGUUCAGGCGGACUACAGCAAACCAUCCGAGGAUAUAUACCUGUCGUUCUCCUCCUCGUUCUUGUUAGAAGACAAAGGUCUGGACUUUUUUCGCUGGAUGACUGGAGAGCCUCAAAAGUCUAAGAAUUUACGUCUUCCAUCUUGGGUUCCCGAUUUCGGUCCAAGAUCUAUUACGCCAAUCUCCUCUUUUCUGCCCUACCAUGAUCUAGGAGAGUCGCAGCGAGUAUUCAUGACAGCUGGACCAGACCGUUCAAGAUCGUUGUCUGCUAUUCAGUUUGGAGAUGACCCUCGUACGCUGAUUCUCCAAGGCCAUCUGUUUGACGUGGUCAGCCAAUGUGGAGAGAAGUACCCCUCCUCAGAUGACAUCGGUCUUGCUGGUCACAAAAACAGACCGAUUCUUGACGAUUGGAAGAACAUGGCUAUCAAAACUCAGUCUGAAAUGUAUCAUUCGUCCAAUGCUAAAGAUGAUGCCUUUUGGAGAACAAUUUUGACCGACCGACAGAUCGAAGGGCUCCAUUUCAAAGAAAAUGCUGGAUGGAACCCAGCACAACGACUGCCAGCGAAGAUAGAAUACAUUCCACCCAAAACCACAAAGGAGGAAAGAGACCUGUUGCAAGCUAUGGAGAAACGACAACUUUGCUUGAAUGGACGAAGGUUUUGCAUAACUAAGAAGGGUCAUUUCUGCUUACUGCCACCGACUGUUUCCAAAAAGGAUGUGAUCUGCGUAUUACUGGGCGGAGAAGUGCCCUACUUACUUAGGCGUACCGAUGAUCAAAGCCAAGAUUCAUAUACGAUGGUGGGAGAAUGUUAUGUGCAUGGAAUCAUGGAUGGUGAGGCUGUUGCCGACAUUCUGGCAGGCAAAGACAAGGCCGAUAUCUUCAGGCUGCGUUAAGGGUAAAUCUGUUUACGAGAAAUAAGAUGUAAUGAUUUGCGUCACUUGGUGUUCGGAACCCGCUUCGUUUCUUUUAGGGUAACGGCGCUGUUUGCAAUGGACAUGAGGUACAGUAACGUUGCGCCAGUAGCCAGAGCCUACGUUGCAUGAUUGUACAUAUGGACUGAAGUAGUAAGUAUCGUUCUGUUACAGGGGUUGUCCCGCUAUGGUUGGAUGCACGUAACUUCAAAAGCCUAGUUCAACAAGUGCUUGGUAAAGUGGGAU
This is a messenger RNA of Bipolaris maydis ATCC 48331, 1172 nucleotides long. RefSeq lists its product as uncharacterized. NCBI's taxonomy places the organism in Eukaryota, Fungi, Ascomycota, Dothideomycetes, Pleosporales, Pleosporaceae. The record is from RefSeq and is a predicted model, not a curated record.